This is a messenger RNA of Lodderomyces pseudojiufengensis, 1014 nucleotides long. RefSeq names its product methylglyoxal reductase (NADPH-dependent). The coding region runs from base 1 to 1014 and encodes 337 amino acids. The record is from RefSeq and is a predicted model, not a curated record. The transcript has a single exon. Lineage: Eukaryota; Fungi; Ascomycota; Pichiomycetes; Serinales; Debaryomycetaceae. Gene Ontology annotation, molecular function: oxidoreductase activity, acting on the CH-OH group of donors, NAD or NADP as acceptor.
AUGACUAAAGUAAUUGUUUCAGGAGGAACUGGUUUCAUUGCUCAACAUAUCCUUAAUCAAUUAAUAAAAAGUAAUAACAACUACAAUGUAGUUUUCACAUCAAGAUCAAAAGAAAAAGGAGAUAAAGUAAUUAAUUUAUUUGAAAAACCAAAAAAUUUAAGUUAUGAAAUAGUAGAAGAUGUAGCAGCACCAAGAGCUUUUGAUCAUGUAUUACAACACCAUUCUGAUGCCUCGGUUUUUUUACAUACCGCUUCUCCUUUCCAUUUUAAAACUACUGAUCCUGAAAUAUUAAUAAAACCUGCUGUUGAAGGUACAAAAAAUGUAUUUUUAGCUAUUGAAAAAUAUGGUAAAAAUAUUAAAAAAGUUGUAGUUACUUCAAGUUAUGCAUCAAUUGCAAGAACAGAUAAAAAACCAACAGAUAUUAUUACAGAAAAAGAUUGGAAUACUCAAACUACACCAGAAGAAAUUGGUAAUAAUCCUGUUUUUAUAUAUAGAGCAAGCAAAUCAUUAGCAGAACAAGAAGCUUGGUCAUUUAUCAAGAAUCACCAGGUAAAUUUUAAAUUAUCUACUAUAAAUCCAGUAUUUGUAUUUGGACCUCAAUUAUUUGAUUCAGAAGUUAAAUCAGAAUUAAAUACAUCAAGUGAAGUUAUAAAUAAAAUUAUAAAUUUAAAACCAGAUGAUAAAAUCCCACCAUUUAAAGGUGGUUGGAUUGAUGUAAGAGAUGUUGCAAAAGCUCAUUUAUUAGCUUUUGAAAAAAAUGAUGCAGAAGGUGAAAGAAUUAUAUUAUAUAAUGGAAAUUUUACUGAUCAAACUAUUUUAGAUUUUAUUAAUUCUAAAUUUCCUAAAUUAAAUUUACCAAAGGGAGAUCCAGGUAGUGAUAAAAAAGCUUUAGAAAGUGUACCUAAAGUUGAUGAUUCUAAAUCAAGAAGAAUUUUAGGUUUUAAAUAUAUUGAUUUUGAUACAUCUAUUGAUGAUUCAGUUAAACAAAUUUUAAAAGCUAAAGGAGAGUUGUAA